UAAUAACAAACAAACGGGCACACUACAUUAAUUCAGUCGUAGUUCUUGUUUUUGUUCAACAUUUUAAGUUUUCGUGUUUGCUGUUGAAUUUAAGUAUUAUGCCACCCCCAAGACCAAAGGGGAUAGGAUUUAAUACAGGGGUCACACCAGCUAGGCCCAGCUCAAACACCCCCAUGUCGGAAAGACAACAAAUGGCGUUAUUAAUCCAAAUGACAGCAACCUCCUCAACAGAGACAUCGCGUGCGCAUUCAAAGAAAAAUGAUAAAAAGGGAGAUGCAACAACAGAAAUUGAUGAGCAGCUCAAUGCUACGGAAAAGCAAUUAGAAAUCACUGAAGGCAAAGAGAAGGCGUCAGCAGCUAACGAUGAUGGAGGCGGCAUCACGGCGGAUGGCAAAAAUGUCGAACCAACUAUAGUGCAAAGCGUGACAAGUACAAAGCGUAGUUAUUCGGAUGUAGAGGAAGAUUUCGAGGAACAUGCUGGCGGCGACGAUGUGAAAAAGAAGAAACGAAAAGAUUUGGAUAAUGCAGCGAAAGAUGUAAAAAGCGCAUCCCUCAAGUUAUCCUCAAAGAUUGAUAAGAACACAAAGCAAGCGUCGGCAAAGAAUUCCCCUUCGGCGACAGGCAGUAAAUCUAGCACAACUGUGGCAACCGCCGCUGCCAACGCUGAGAAGGAAGCGGACGUGAACAAGGCCGUUGACAUUGAAAAUGAAACAGAAGGCGGCAGCAGUGAGGAUUACAAGAGCAAUGAUAGUCUCUAUAAUGGAGGAUUGAAGGUACCACCUCUGAAAAUUGUGAUUCCCCAGCAGAAUUGUUCAAUCGACACCGAUGGUAAUGUGUUGCGAAAAGUAGCCGCAUCAAAGAACGCAGCAUUGCCGUAUGUGGUCAGCUCGAAUAGCGAUUCCAUUGACAAUCAACAAUUGCUAUCAACUACCAAUCAACAACAAUGCCUCAGCCCGCAUGAGAGUCCACAGAAAGUGAACAUUGCCUGCUCCUCCACAAUACUGGAUGAUAAGAACAUUAAACUAUUCAAUGACGAAAAGAAUCUAAGAGUCUUGCGUAGCUCAUACAGAAGCUGUGUGACAAGCGCUGAACGCAGCUCGAACAAUUCAUCACCGCAAAUGCAAAGUAGCUCCCCAUCGCCAGCGUCAUCGAAUCAUGCCAAUGAUAAUGCCGACAUUAAGGUAUCAUAUACAAAUAUGACAUCGAGCCCAAUUCAACACAAUCAAUUCGAUCAUGACGUUUUACCGAAUGUGCCCAGUCCAUCGACUUCAUCCACAUCCUCGUCCAAGGAGAUAAUCUCAUCAUCGAACGCUGAUUUGCAUCCGCGCAAACGAAAGAUAAGACCGAAAAAUAUUAAUGAUGAUAGCUCCAAAACCCCCCAAGCAGCUGAUACGUCGUCCGUAACCACUGGCGAAUCGCAUCCACAUGAUUAUCCAUUCACAAAUGGAUUCCAAAUGUUUUUGAAUAUUCGCCGACAAGUUGAGAAGAAAUGGAAGAAUUUGUAUCCGGUAAAACCGCGUCCGCCACAAGGAUACAAUGAUUAUCUGCUCACAAAGAAAUCAUACCUUCUCAAUAAAGAUGUAAAUACCCCCGAAAUUGAAAUACCCGAUGCUAUUCCUGAGAGUAUGAGAUCCUUCUAUGUGCAACAGGAAAAGGCCAGGCGAGAACUGGUCGAGGAGCAUACGGUGGAGCGUGAAAAGCUAUGUUUAAAUGUUGAACAAGAAAUCAUUCGAGUGCAUUCGAAGGCAGCUAGAAGUUUAUCUGGACAAAUUGCACCGUAUUCCGUUUGUACAUUCUUAAAAGACGAUGAAAUUUACAAUAUGAUUACCCCAGAGCAAGAUGAGAAAGAGAAGAGUGCACGAUGCCGCUUCAAUGGUCGCUUGCUACUGAGCUGGCUGCAAGAUGUGGACGACAAGUGGGAGAAAAUCAAGGAAUCAAUGGUUCUGCGGCAGCAUAAUGAGGCAGAGAGCCUGCAUGCCAUCCAAGUAAUGGAUUGGAAUAUCUGCCUAAAACAAAACAAAUUGUGUGACUACAUAUUUGAGUCCAGUGUGGACAAGAAUCACGUGCCUAUCGUACAUGUCGGAGAGGAUUUUGAUACAUUGCCAGCAUGAAAAUGUACGGAAAUUAAGUUAAUAAGUUACAAUAUACUUUAUUUUUACAAUAUGUGUAUUGAUUACUUCAUUUUUUUUAAACGUCACAUUUAUUUAUUGUAUAUGCUCUCAAUAAACAUAAGCUAAGAGUCCACACGCAA
This is a messenger RNA of Drosophila nasuta, 2251 nucleotides long. RefSeq names its product ankyrin repeat domain-containing protein 11. The coding region runs from base 99 to 2111 and encodes 670 amino acids. Lineage: Eukaryota; Metazoa; Arthropoda; Insecta; Diptera; Drosophilidae. The record is from RefSeq and is a predicted model, not a curated record. The transcript is spliced from 3 exons. Gene Ontology annotation, cellular component: nucleoplasm.